GCCAUUUAAUUCCGUCGUGUUAAGUCGCUUCCAUUACUGCUUCUGAAGUCCAGAUCCAGUUUCGACCUGUGAGCUGCGAGUUGCGAGGGGUCCAAUACAGGCUUAAUUUCUAUAUUUCAUUUGACUUCUCAGUCUCAAAUUCUCGGACAUUUUAUCUACCAAUUAUUUUAUUUAUUUUUUUAUUAAAAUCAGCUAAAUCCAGCGCCAUCACUGAUCUUACUCUCCAGUCUCCGGUGCUAUUUGCAGUACAUCUUUUCACCGGAAAAUUGAAAUUAAAAGUUAAAAAACAAAAAUCAAAAGGUAGAAGAAGAUGGCGAACACGGCGUGCUUUAUGAUAGUCAGCAAGAACGACAUCCCAAUCUACGAAGCUGAAGUCGGCGCCGCUCCCAGGAAAGAGGAUGCGGCACAUCAGCACCAGUUUAUUUUACAUGCCGCGUUGGACAUUGUCCAAGACCUAGCCUGGACUACCAGUGCCAUGUUUCUGAAAGGAAUAGAUAGAUUCAAUGAUCUGGUGGUUUCAGUAUACGUGACUGCUGGUCAUACUCGACUGAUGCUGCUUCACGACUCUCGUAAUGAUGAUGGAAUCAAAAGCUUCUUCCAAGAGGUUCAUGAGCUAUAUAUUAAGACUCUCCUUAAUCCACUUUAUCUACCUGGAUCUCGCAUCACAUCAUCCCAUUUUGAUACAAAAGUUAGAGCCCUAGCGAGAAAGUACCUUUGAAGCUGUGUUCAUGGGUUGGAGGCAAAAUUUACCAGAGUUUCUUGCUCCAGAAGAGAAGGUUUUGGUUUUAAAGUUUCUUUGUGCAUCUGAGAAUCUAAAGCCAAUUUUUUCUUUUGUAGCUAAAAUGAUUGAUAUCUUAGAUGUCUAUUGUAGCCAAUGACAACAUUGAAAUAUCUAAACUUUUGCUUACGUUAGUUCAUGUUUGUUUUAGUAAACCUAUGUAUCAGCAGCCUAAAGCUUUCUGUUUGUUCAAACUAUCAGCAACUCAAAGCACUUUCCGAUAAUAAGACACUGGAGCAAUGCUUGGUUUUCUUUUUUAUGUCUUCCUCAAGCCCGUGUCCACGCAAGCUGCAGGGGAUAAAAAGGGGACAAGGUGUCUGCAGAUUUUUGAUGUAUCGCCCUUGCGGACUUGGUUGUAGGAAUGCAUAACUUGUAUAAUUUCCAUACAUGGUGGAAAAAGUAUGGUAACUUAAUUUAGCUUAAAUGAUUGACUGGUGGAUUAAUCCACGAAAAUAUUGAUCUUA
Coffea eugenioides is the source of this 1242-nucleotide messenger RNA. RefSeq names its product trafficking protein particle complex subunit 2. Gene Ontology annotation, cellular component: cytoplasm; nucleus; TRAPP complex. The record is from RefSeq and is a predicted model, not a curated record. The transcript has 5 exons. Lineage: Eukaryota; Viridiplantae; Streptophyta; Magnoliopsida; Gentianales; Rubiaceae. Gene Ontology annotation, biological process: endoplasmic reticulum to Golgi vesicle-mediated transport. Bases 311 to 718 code for a protein of 135 amino acids.